Hevea brasiliensis (rubber tree) is the source of this 1168-nucleotide messenger RNA. RefSeq lists its product as uncharacterized. Gene Ontology annotation, biological process: interstrand cross-link repair; protein ubiquitination. Gene Ontology annotation, molecular function: ubiquitin protein ligase activity. The record is from RefSeq and is a predicted model, not a curated record. Lineage: Eukaryota; Viridiplantae; Streptophyta; Magnoliopsida; Malpighiales; Euphorbiaceae. Bases 192 to 869 code for a protein of 225 amino acids. Gene Ontology annotation, cellular component: nucleus. The transcript is spliced from 4 exons.
UUUACAUACACGCAUUCACAUACACAAAUGACUCGUAUCUGUUGCAGCUUAAAAUUUUGUUCAUAUCGACAGUUCUUUUAAUUUUAUUUACCUGCUUGUCUGGAAAAAAUUGUUUCUUCCAGGUCCCAGCUUGGUCGUGUGCAUGGGAUCUUAACAGUCCUCACUAUAUCUAUGCUGGCUUGCAGAAUGGUAUGCUCUUGGUGUUUGAUAUGCGUCACACCAUAAAUCCUUUGCAAUCCAUUGUUGGACUAACGGCCCAGCCUAUUCAUACUAUACAUUCCUUGGUGCAUAACCCAAUUCUGGGUCACGAUGCUCAAAAAUUGCUGACAGCUUCCUCCUUGGGCCCAUGCGUGUGGAGCACUAGCUCUGGAGAGAGGCCAUUUCCAGUUCCUGGAUUGGACAAUCAAGGCAUUUGUACGUCACUUGCUUAUGGUCCCUUAAGCGAUGACAUUCUUGCUUCAUAUCGUCCCAAAUAUAAUACAUCCAUUGCAACAGUUAAUUUGCCAUCAUCAAAUCAAGGGUCAUCUAGUGUUCCCGGACAAGGAAUACUGGGAUCUCAAGUUCUUGUCAAGAGAGUAGCUGACAGCUUUUAUCAUAAAUUGGGAUCAACAUUUGCACACUUAAGUUAUGUUCAAAUGGUGAAGUCUGCUAUUGUAAACAUGGAGAAUUGCUGCCCAUUAUUAGCUUAUGCAGAUGGAGUUACCCAUGGAUUGAGAUUGAGGGAAUUGCCAAGUUUAACAGUGAACCAGAAUCUUAAACCGCAUCACCACCCUAUCCUUGACGUGAAAUAUGCACAUACCCAAGGGAUUGGCAUGCUUGGUUGUGCAAGUGAAGAUAAGUUACAACUUUUUUCAGCAAAAAUGUCAUAGGAAAGAUGAGCUUAUGAUGUGCGUCUUCAGAUCCUCAGGCAGACGAGCUUUUAAUGAUUCUGGUAUGUAUUCGUUGAGGCUGACGCACUUUUGAAAGAAAAAUGCAAUGCAUUCAAGCAUUUGCUACUUAGUUAUGUAAAUAUAGAUGACCGUCUACUUGAGGUAAUUAGAUUUCACAUUGAUGUGGAGAAUAGAAAAAUAUGUAGUGAUUAAUAUCUGUGGAAUCAAAAACAAUGCACUAUUCUGGUAAAUAAAAAAAAAUGCAUUACUGCAAAUAAAAAGAAAAUUCUGGUAAAUAA